Molecule: messenger RNA, 957 nt
Organism: Salvia splendens (bonfire salvia)
Lineage: Eukaryota; Viridiplantae; Streptophyta; Magnoliopsida; Lamiales; Lamiaceae
Exons: 1
Coding region: 1-957 (318 amino acids)
Source: RefSeq, a predicted model, not a curated record
AUGGAUAAUGAAAUUUUGGAAGUGCUAGUGCAAGACAGAAAGACCAAUGACACCAAGAUUGGGGUCGUUGAAGCAAGAUUGCACAACCUCGAGGCCGGAAUCAACACUAUUGCCACUGCCAUCACCAACAUAAUGAAUCAAAUGGACCAAGUCGAACAAAAGAUAGAGGAGGGCAAGGCAAAGGCAGCAGCACAAGUGGCCGACACCAAUAAAAAGUGGGUUGCAAAGCAGAAAACGGAAGAAGUCAGCACCUCCGGGAUGAGUUCUGGAGUCUGCCCGAUGCCCAGCAGACCGUUGCACACGCUGCAACGGGCCGCUGCCGAACAGCCAGAAGCAUCCACCAAAGAUGGUCUCGUGCGGCACAAUGGGAUUGUACUUCCUUUUCAGCGGGCCGCUGCCAAACAGUUGCAGGAAAUUCCUAGGUAUGCUAAGCUACUAAGGGAGGCCGUGAUGAAAAAUAAGAAGCUUACCAAAGGCGAUCUCAAGUUGCCUCAUCACUACAGCGCAAUUAGUCAAAAAGAGAAAGCCGUGAAGCAAAGAGAUCUCGGCCAGUUCAUCAUUAGGUGCUUAAUUGUGCAAGGAAAGGUGGACAAGGCUCUCUGCGAUCUAGGAGCAAGCAUAAACAUCAUGCCAUUGAAGUACUAUGAAAAGCUCAACAUCGGACCACUAAAAACAUCGUAUGUGAUUAUAAGGUUGGCCGAUAACACCGCAAUCAAAACAAUGGCCAUGAUCAAGGAUGUAUUGGUAAAGGUAGACGAUUUCAUUUUCCCUGCCGACUUCAUUAUUCUUGAUAUGAAAGUAGAUAAAAAUAUACCUCUAAUCUUAUGCAGAGAUUUUCUAGCCACAUGCAAAGUUCUUAUUGAUGUAGGUAGGGGCGAUAUCGCGAUUAGUGACAACUAUUGCAGAUCCACCUACAAGAUUGAGAGCGUGAUGCUUAAGUAUGAAGAGGCGCAAUGA